Messenger RNA from Pogoniulus pusillus (Red-fronted tinkerbird), 5284 nucleotides. It is a transcript of the gene ADAMTS15, whose product is annotated as ADAM metallopeptidase with thrombospondin type 1 motif 15. Gene Ontology annotation, molecular function: metalloendopeptidase activity. Gene Ontology annotation, cellular component: extracellular matrix. Gene Ontology annotation, biological process: extracellular matrix organization; proteolysis. Bases 177 to 3002 code for a protein of 941 amino acids. The record is from RefSeq and is a predicted model, not a curated record. NCBI's taxonomy places the organism in Eukaryota, Metazoa, Chordata, Aves, Piciformes, Lybiidae. The transcript is spliced from 8 exons.
GCGGCUCGCACGGCCGCUCCGCUCCUCUCCAGCCGAGUGUUGGGAAGAGGAGGAGGAGGAGGGAGGGAGGAAGGGGGGGUUUUCUUGCUUUCUUUCCCCCCUUCCUCCUCCUCCACCUCUCCCCUCCCAAAACAGAACCCCAAGCCCGAUGCCGCCGGCCUGAGCUCGCCGGGACGAUGCUGCCUCUGCUGCCGCUGCUGCUGUUGGGCUCCCCGGGGCUGAGCCUGCCCUCGGGGGGGCCGGAGGUGGACACUCAGCUGGUCACUCCCCUCCGCCUGGACCCCGAUAUCAACGGCCGCUCUUACUUCAGGAGGGGGUCUUCCGAACCCCCCCGGGGAGAACAAGCGGUGGUUUUUCAGCUUUCGGCUUUCGGGGAGGAUUUUUACCUCCACCUCUCCCCCGACGCCCAUUUCAUCGCUCCCGCCUUCGCCGCCCAGCACCUGGGAGUCGCGCCCGGUGCCGCCCGCCCCCUCCCCAACCUCCGCCACUGUUUUUAUUCGGGGGAUGUCAACGCCGACCGGGAAUCUUUCGCCGCCCUCAGCCUUUGCGGGGGGCUCCGGGGGGCUUUCGGUUACCGUGGAGCCGAAUAUAUCAUCAGCCCUCUGCUGGGGGGGGCGGCCGGGGGUGUCCAUCGCCUCCAGCGCCGCACCCCCGCUCACCCCGCCGGGGCCGGAGCGUCCCGGUGCGCCGUGGGCUCCGGGCUCACCCCCGGGGUGCUGCAGGCGUUGGACAAGUACCGGGGACGCGGAGGGGGGAAAGGGGGUCGGGCCAAACGCUUUGCCUCGGUCCCUCGUUACGUGGAGACCUUGGUGGUGGCCGACGAGUCGAUGGUGAAGUUCCACGGGGACGACCUCCAGCACUACCUGCUGACCCUGAUGGCCACGGCCGCGCGGCUCUACAAGCAUCCCAGCAUCCGGAACCCCAUCCAGAUCUCCGUGGUCAAGUUCCUCCUCAUCGGGCAGGACGACAAGGGGCCGAAGGUCACCGGCAACGCUGCCCUCACCCUCCGCAACUUCUGCGCCUGGCAGAAGAAGUGGAACAAGGUCAGCGACAAGCACCCUGAGUACUGGGACACUGCCAUCCUCUUCACCAAGCAGGACCUAUGCGGGGCCACCACCUGCGACACGCUGGGGAUGGCAGACGUGGGCACCAUGUGCGACCCGAAGCGCAGCUGCUCGGUGAUCGAGGACGAUGGCCUGCCCUCGGCGUUCACCACCGCCCACGAGCUGGGUCAUGUCUUCAACAUGCCCCACGACAACGUGAAGGCCUGUGAGGAGGUCUUCGGCCGGCUGAAGACCAACCACAUGAUGUCCCCCACCCUCAUCCAGAUCGACCGUGCCAACCCCUGGUCAGCCUGCAGUGCUGCCAUCAUCACCGACUUCCUCGACAGCGGCCAUGGGGACUGCUUGCUGGACCAGCCUGCCAAACCCAUCCCACUGCCUGAAGACCUGCCAGGGACCAGCUACAGCCUGAACCAGCAAUGCGAGCUGGCCUUCGGGGUGGGCUCCAAGCCCUGCCCCUACAUGCAGUACUGUGCCAAGCUCUGGUGCACAGGCAAAGCCCGCGGGCAGAUCGUCUGCCAGACCCGCCACUUCCCCUGGGCUGACGGCACCAGCUGCGGCGAGGGACGCUUCUGCCUGAAGGGUGCCUGCCUUGAGAGGCACAACAUCAGCAAGUACAGGGUGGACGGUGGCUGGGCGAAGUGGGCACCCUAUGGGCAGUGCUCGAGGACAUGUGGUGGAGGUGUGCAGCUGGCCAAGAGGGAGUGCACCAACCCAGUGCCUGCCAACGGAGGGUCCUACUGCGAGGGCAUCCGCGUCAAGUACCGCUCCUGCAACCUGGAGCCCUGCUCUGCCACAGUGCCAGGGAAGAGCUUCCGUGAGGAGCAAUGUGAGGCUUUCAACGGCUACAGCCACAGCACCAACCGCCUCACCGCCUCCGUCUCCUGGGUCCCCAAGUACUCUGGCGUGUCCCCCCGGGACAAAUGCAAACUCAUCUGCAGGGCUAAUGGCACUGGCUACUUCUACAUGCUAGCACCCAAGGUGGUGGACGGAACCCCCUGCUCUCCAGACUCCACCUCGGUCUGCGUCCAGGGCAAAUGCAUCAAGGCAGGCUGCGAUGGGAAGCUGGGCUCCAAGAAGAAGUUUGACAAAUGCAGUGUCUGUGGAGGAGACAACAAGAGUUGCAAGAAGGUCUCAGGCUUGUUCACCAAACCCAUGCACGGCUACAACUUCGUGGUGGUCAUCCCCGCUGGAGCCUCCAACAUCGACAUCAGGCAGAGAGGCUACAAAGGGCUGAUCAGCGACGACAACUACCUGGCGCUGAAGAACGGGCAGGGCAAGUACCUGCUGAACGGCCACUUCAUCGUCUCGGCCGUGGAGCGGGACCUGCUGGUGAAGGGCAGCGUCCUGCGCUACAGCGGCACCGGCACCGCCGUCGAGAGCCUCCAGGCCUUCAAGCCCAUCCAGGAGCCCCUGACUCUGGAGGUGCUCUCCGUGGGGAAGAUGACCCCUCCCCGGGUACGCUACUCCUUCUACCUGCCCAAGGAGAGCAAGGAGGACAACAAGUCCGCCUACAAAAAGGAGGGCAAGACCCCACCCGACCUCAACAACAGCGUCCUCAGCCUCUCCAACCGGUUGGACGGGGGCAGGCCCAGCUACAAGCGGCCUUCCUACAAGUGGGCAGCCGGCGGCUGGGAGGCCUGCUCGGUCACCUGCGGGGACGGCUUGCAGAAGAGGUCGGUGGCUUGCCGCGACUCCUACGGCCAGCCGGCCGCCGAGUGCGACGCCACGGAGCGGCCGGCGGACGUGCGGCUCUGCGGGGAGCCCUGCCCGGCCUGGCAAGCUGGACCUUGGUCUUCCUGCUCCAAGAGCUGCGGCCGCGGCUUCAAGAGACGGGCGCUGAAGUGCUCGGGGCCCGGCGGGCGCCUGCUGCCCAGGGAGAGCUGCAGUUUUCGCAGGAAGCCUCAGGAGUUGGACUUCUGCACCUCGAGGCCGUGCUGAGCAGGGCAGGGCAGGGCAGGGCAGGGCAGGGCAGGGCCUGCUGCUCCACUGGCUGCAUGUGGCCGAGCAGCAGCCCGGGCCGGCAGAGGGGGAGAUGUCCACAGCACAUAGCAAAUGGGGAAAACGAACACACAGAAGAAAUUGUGGGGGGGGGAUAAAGGGAACAAAGGGCCCUGGGCGUGGGGACAGAGCAGGCAGAGCCCAGGAGAGAGGGACUGCACUGCCCGGGUCCUCGGAGACGCAGCAGGAAUGAAUGUCUACCUCGAAGCCGCUGAACGACACGGAAACCCGCCAGGGGAGCCUGGCAGCUGAGGAGGAGGACCACUGCCCACGGGGGAGCCAAGUCCAGGCAGGGAGAUGCUCCUAAGUUGCACAGUUGAAGCCUCCCUGCACCUUCCCAGGGCCGAGCCUACCUCCUCCCUCCCCAGACUCCUCCUACACAUGGGACCAAAAGGAUUUUCCCAAUGCAACAAUGGCAGAGGACAUUGUCCAAGCCCUGGUGGGGCAAGGUGCUGGGACUGAUGCCUCCAGGGUGAUGUUUUUGCAGCUUGGAGAGCCCCAGCAGCAUCCCUGGACCAGGCUGGAAGGUGGUGGCUUUAUCUUCGUUUUCUCCUCAUGUUUAUGACCUGACCAGUGUAGAUUUUAUGGUGCUUAACUCUGUAUUGUUUUAACCUCCUUUCCUCCCCACCCACGAUGGAUGCAGACCUACAGGGAUGGUUCUUCCCAGUGGGAUCUCUCAUCUGGCUGAGGCUUUCUUACGGUGCUUUGGGAUGGGGCUGUGCCAGCAUCCAGUGUGUAGCUGGAUGCUCCUUUACAUCCCAGUUCAGGGCAGGUUUUAACCCACCUGCUUGGAGUAUUUUUAUUUUGGGGGGGGGUGUGUCUAAAAGGGAUCAUUAUGGCCCUGAGAUCUGAGCUGUCACUCCACAAAAAGCAACAAGAAACUGUACUGUAGCACCACGGUGCCCUAAGGGGUCAGAUGCAGCCCUGUAAGCUGCUGGUACUUGACUCCCCUCUGGAAAAUGGUGCUCACUGCUUAAUGGGACCAGUAUGCCAUGCCCAGGGAUCCCACUGCCCUCUCUCUCCUUCACAGGCUUUGGGUCAGGCUGGGUUGCUCUUCCUCUGCAUUAAACCUCCCUGAGAUACCCUGAGCUGAACUCGAGCAGUGCUGGUGUGACAAACACCAGCCAGGCUGGAUGAGGCCUUGAGCCACCUGCUCUAGUGGGAGGUGUCCCUGCCUAUGGUAGGGGGUUGGAACGGGAUGAUCCUUGAGGUCCCUUCCAACCUCAACCAUUCUAUGAUUCCAUCACUUUCAAGCUGUGUGAGUAGAAGAUAAAUCUGGAGGUUGGGUAUUUCCCGGGGGGAAAGAGGCUCAGCAGGGUUCAGGAGCUGAGGGGAAAGAGGGAGAGUUAAGCCUCCUGUUGCUGCAGAGCAUCUACGACCAGCUUCACCCAGGGCUCUGUGGAGGGUUUCUCUGGUACCUCUGGUGGUUAUGUAGCAUCGUGCCCAUCAUGCUCUUACCUCACACCCUGCCCUCUUCCCAAUAACCAUCAUUUCCAUCUCUUUGCUCAGACCAAAUCAUCAGGGACCACUUCACUCUCUGCUUUUCCACUGAUGAAGAUGCCUCUUAAUUAAUUAGCUGUGACUGGUUAGCAAGCCAGAGGCUCUGGGUUGAGUUCUGCUGUUACUGGGCUCGGCAGUAAGGAAUCAUAGACAGGUUCUAGGUAGGCAGAAGAUGCUGUCUCAGCAGCCACAAGCUCAGAGCCCACCUUGUUUGCUUGGUCCCACACAGAUAGAGCAAGGAAACUCCUUGUGCCCUUUGAUCUGCUCCAAAAGGUCUCCAGCUGUGGGCAAGGCAAGACAGACCCGAGGAAGCAGGACGCUGGUAGCACACAGGUUUCCUUGCUUGACCUUUCCACCAGCUCAGCAACCUCCUCCUGGCCCUGUUUGUGGGCCCAUCCUCCCUGCAUUCAUGUCAUGCCUUUUUGAAGACAAUAAUAUUUUGGGUCUCCACGCUGCGUGCCAGAGCCAGGAGCAGCUGCUGUGGUUGCUCUGCACAGCAGGGGCUGGGAUUUAACGUUCUAGGAAAUCCCUUCCAGGUCUCCACUCCCGUGAACGUCUCAUCCAUUUGCAGAGAGUUUUCCCUUCCCUUUGGGGACAGAGCUCUGAGGAGCUGCCCUUUUGGUUUUUUUUUUUCCCUUUGUUUUUUCUUUCCUUUUUGGUUUUUUUUGGGUCUUGCCAUCUAAGCCACUGAGAAAUCAUCACCCUGGGUUGAUGGGGAAGGG